This is a messenger RNA of Caenorhabditis briggsae, 300 nucleotides long. The record is from RefSeq and is a predicted model, not a curated record. NCBI's taxonomy places the organism in Eukaryota, Metazoa, Nematoda, Chromadorea, Rhabditida, Rhabditidae. Bases 1 to 300 code for a protein of 99 amino acids. The transcript has a single exon.
AUGCAACAAGACGUUCGCGGAAAGGCUGCUGCUCUGGUCUUCACACCAGCACUUGCCGGAGUUUUCAUCUUCCUUUGCGUCUCUGGCCACGCCUUCUUCUCGCUCUUUGUUCUUUUCCACGUACUUGCUGCAGCCGGACAACUCGGAUUGGAGAUCUACGAAGUCAGCAGAGGAUCAGCAAGUGCUGCUCCAGUUGCUGAUGCCCCAGCUGGUGCUGCUCCAGUUGCUGAUGCCCCAGCUGGUGCUGCUCCAUCUGCUGCUCAACCAGCCGUCGAUCCAGCUCCAGCUCCAGCUCAAUAG